UUUUGAUGACCUAGUCUGAUUACAGCAUCUUUGACAGCUUUAAAGGAAUUUGCCCUGGGGAAGAAGACAGCUGCUGCCCUGAUGAGGGAUUUUUCUGAGCAGGCCUCCCAAGCCAGACAUGUCAGUGUGAGAUGCUGCCUACAUUUUUCAUCGUGACCAACAGGUUGUUAAACUACAAUCAAAAGCACUUAGUAGGAAUGGAACUGUCCCUGUCAUGAGAUUUGAACUCCUGACAUCUUUACCCACUGAAACUUGAGUGCCCAGGACACAGCAGAGAGGAGAUUUUGGAAGCAUUUCACAAGGCCUGCUGCUGUGAGCUGGUUUCAGCAUGAGGAAAAGCCCUCCAUCACCCCAAUGCACAGGAAAGAGAAGCCCUGGUACAAAGGACACAAACUCUUCUCUGCACUCCUUGUCCUCCGCGGCCGCUCCCGCCUGCGUGGUGCCGCUGCCGGCUCCGUCCCCGCUGCUCAGGGGUCUCCGGACGCUUUUCCCUGGUCCUUCUCAGUUUCUGGGCAAGAGGCUUUCCAUCCAAAGCUUCAUGUGGGAGGCUUCAUGUUGGCAUCCAGAGUACAUGUCCCAGAUAUGUCCAGCCUCACUUUCUGAUCCUAGUGCCAAAGAGCUGCAGCCAGAUGACAGCAGAUCUCCUCCUUCCAUACUGAGGAAAAGGCCACCUGUGGACCAAGCUGUGGGGGAAAAGCGGAGAGCGGAGCGAAGGGUUCGAUUUCGUGAGCCAGAAGAAGUCAUUGAACAUGUAAUUUCCUGCUGUGACUACGUAGUGGAUGACAGGACAUCAUCUGGACUGCCUGUGCUCCUGUGGCUCUUGUUUUGUGCAGUGCUGAUCCUUGCUGUGAGUCUCUACUACACCAGCAUGAAGCAAGAUGUCACAGUCCUGGAGGAAUUUCAAUCCCGACUUGUCAUCUUCUUUCUUCAUAUAAGACAUGUUGCUCAGAGGUGCUGGACUUGGUUUCUGAGGCAGUAGCAGUGUUCUCCAGCCUGACACUGCUAAGAAACAUCAGUGCAAAGCUCCCAGCCUACUGCAGCCACAUGCAAGGAACACAUGAGCAUCCACCUCAAAGAGCAAGGAAAUCACCCCUGCUGUGCACCAUCCAGCAAACGCUUGUUUUCCUUUUUCCUUCUUUGUUCUUUUCCUUUGUUUCACAUCAAUGAACAUUCACACUAAUGCUUUGAGGCCCCCCCAAACUCGUGCUCCAUCCACCCUGAACAGCAAACAAGUGUCUGGAUUUGGUUACCCGGAGUUUAUUAGCUGCUGAUAUGAGGAGCAAAAGCAGAGAGAGAAAUGCAUUGAUCUGUGCAGGCAGCAGCAAACUCAGAAUUCUUGUGACUCUCAGGUCAAGCCUUUAGAUACCAAACCAUCUUUCUCCUCAAGUCUCCUAAGAAUUAUUCUGCAAAGGUUAAAAUAAAGCUGAGCUAUUGCACAGACCCUGCUCUGCUGGCCAAAGGCUUGGCAAGCUGCUAUAUUUAUACUCUUGAAAUGAUUAUUAGUAAAAUCCCAAAAAAUGGC
Pyrgilauda ruficollis (rufous-necked snowfinch) is the source of this 1522-nucleotide messenger RNA. It is a transcript of the gene CUNH14orf180, whose product is annotated as chromosome unknown C14orf180 homolog. The coding region runs from base 329 to 979 and encodes 216 amino acids. The transcript is spliced from 7 exons. The record is from RefSeq and is a predicted model, not a curated record. Lineage: Eukaryota; Metazoa; Chordata; Aves; Passeriformes; Passeridae.